Paramecium tetraurelia is the source of this 1209-nucleotide messenger RNA. RefSeq lists its product as uncharacterized. Gene Ontology annotation, molecular function: actin binding; protein tyrosine/serine/threonine phosphatase activity. The transcript has 4 exons. Gene Ontology annotation, biological process: actin cytoskeleton organization; protein dephosphorylation; negative regulation of actin filament polymerization. Lineage: Eukaryota; Ciliophora; Oligohymenophorea; Peniculida; Parameciidae. Gene Ontology annotation, cellular component: cytoplasm. The record is from RefSeq and is a predicted model, not a curated record.
AUGCAAAUAAAUUUUUGCACUCCUCAAUACUUCUUCAACAUCUCUCAAAAAUAUCCCUUUAUCGUGUAUGAUUUAAGAGAACAUUAACAUGGUUUUUUGAAAAAUAGUAUUCAUGUUACUAAUAUACACCAGGUGGAGACUGUUGAGGAUGUGUAAAAACAUUUUUAGUACCCUGAUUAAUAAUCUGAGAAGAAGAAAUUGGAAAAGUUGUUUCAAACCAGAAAGAGAAAUUACAAUUUCUUUGUUCCAUUCGAUACUUCUGAUAUGUUCAGUUUAUUACUCAAGGAUAGAAUUAAGGGAGAAGGAUCUGAAAUUUCUGAUUAGUUUUGUAUCCCUUUGGAAAGUGUGGCAAAGUGGUGCCAUGAGAUUUCAAAGAAAUUGCCAUACAAAUAGAAACACAAAAUCAGAAGUAGAGCAAAUACGAUGAUUAUGUAAGAUGAUGAUGAUGAAUUAGUUGAUACAGAUUCCUAAUAAACUAUACUCCAUUUCAAUAAACAUCAGACUAUAGCUUCUAGCAAGAAGGUCAUAGAAUUACAAGAGAUAACAAUAUCUAAUGGUCCAAAAAUUAAAUAGAGAUCUGUGAGUUAGCCAAAAUGCAUUGGACAUGGAGAAGGAAGUUUAUACAUGAAUUCAGAAUUGUUUGGAGCAGCUUUAAAGAUCUAUGAAAUUUAUCACAAGGAUAAAGUCAGACAGUUGUUUAUAAUGUUGGAUCCGAUUUAGAUAGUUUUUGGGAGUCAUUCGUUUUUGAAUUACGAGAUAAGUAAAAACAGAGGGUUCUUGGACAAGACAUUUCCGAAUGAAAUAAUAGAGAAUAAGCUUUAUUUGGGAGGAGGUGAUCAUGCACAAGAUACAGAGAUGUUGGUCGACAUUUUGGGGAUAACUCAUGUUGUGAAUGCGACUAUUGAGAUCAAGAAUUAUUGUGAUCAAUUGAAAUAUUUGAACAUUAAAAUAUACGAUGAACCUCACAUUGAAGUGAAACAGUACUUUGAAGAUGUGUAUCAGUUUAUAGAAAAUGCAUUAUAGAUGGAGAAUGGGAAGGUAUUUGUGCAUUGUGCAUAGGGGAAGUCGAGAUCAGCAUGCUUUAUAGUGAUGUAUUUGAUGAGGAAGUUUAGUUGGGGAUUUGAGAAGGCAUAUGAAUUCGUAAGGGAAUGCAGAGAGGUGGUUUGUAUUAAUGAGGGAUUUAUUAACUAGUUAAUUGAAUUGAAUUGA